UACGCCGGUAUGCACGGCCGACCAGCUGUCACGAUGUCCACCACCGCCGCGGCGACGACGGCGACGGCGGCGGCGGCGGCGGCGGCGGCGGCGGCGGCGGCUGGCAUCCCCUCGCAACAGAGGAACGUCGCCUGCAACGGCAAGGACGACGUGCCGGUGGUGACGCAGCCUACUACCAGGAGUGGGCUCAGAGUAUACAAGAUCGUGGUGCUGGGUGAUGGCGGCGUUGGCAAAUCGGCUGUCACUCUGCAAUUUGUCAGUCACAGAUUCCUGGACUAUCAUGAUCCCACGAUAGAGGAUUCAUAUCAGACACAAGUGGUCAUUGAUGGUGAGGCAGCUCUCCUGGAUAUUUUGGACACUGCUGGACAGGUAGAAUUCACAGCAAUGCGUGAGCAAUAUAUGAGAUGCGGCGAAGGCUUCAUGAUUUGUUAUUCAGUAACAGAUAGGCAUAGCUUCCAAGAGACAAUGGAGUACAGGAAAUUGAUAUCACGCGUACGCGCCAACGAGAAUAUUCCUUUGGUGUUGGUCGGCAAUAAGUUUGAUCUACAACAUCAACGAAAGGUGACCACGGAGGAAGGCAAAGCAUUGGCGGAGGAGCUCGGUUGUCCAUUUUAUGAGACAUCCGCUGCUCUCAGACAAUUCAUAGACGAUGCAUUUUUCUCGUUGAUCAGGCAGAUCCGCGCUAAAGAGAGAUCUCGUAAUUCGCAUCGCAAACGCAGCCGUUGGUGGCGAAUUCGCUCGAUAUUCGCCUUUAUCUUCCGGCGGAGAAGACAUUCUUCCCAUCGGUCUCCAUAAAACUGGUUUUUGAUAAUAAUCCAUUAUUAGGGAGAUCCUCGAUAGACGAUAGCAAUGACGAGAGUAAUAUCAUAGUAGGCCACAACGAAGUAGACCUAUAAUUUUUUAUAAUUUACGCAGUAUAUAAUUUCCCUUGUUUAGAGACUGACAGUUCAUUAAUAUCUCACUGCCUUAUCAUUAACCCCAGUGCGUACUCUGUUGUCAAACAGGCUGGAAUGUGUGUACACAUUUUAUAUCCUCUUAGAUUUGAGAUCUCGGAUUAUUCAUUCGUGAUGCUCGAUCAAAAAGAAAUAGAGCAUGUUACGUAAUAGAGUCAUACUUCCUGUAGAGGGUACGACAUAUAUUUGCGACUUCCAGUUUUCUAGGAUGACGAUUUCUUCCGCGAUAUUAAUUCAUCUUAAGAGUCGGUAGGAGUGAUCGGCUAACUUCGACUUGAUCUAAAAUGAUUAUCUAAAAUGAUUAUCUAUUCCUUAUUUACAGUGCAAAUAUGUAUCUGUACUCAAUUAUAUUUUGUCUUAUAGAAACGAUGUUUCGUCAUGAAACUUUGUUAAGAUAAUUUCUUUUACAAUUACGAAGCUACCUACAGAGCCAAUUUUGCAAUUAGUU
Messenger RNA from Pogonomyrmex barbatus (red harvester ant), 1401 nucleotides. It is a transcript of the gene Ric, whose product is annotated as Ras-related protein interacting with calmodulin. Lineage: Eukaryota; Metazoa; Arthropoda; Insecta; Hymenoptera; Formicidae. Gene Ontology annotation, molecular function: GTPase activity; GTP binding. Gene Ontology annotation, biological process: signal transduction. The record is from RefSeq and is a predicted model, not a curated record. Gene Ontology annotation, cellular component: membrane.